AUGAAAUAAAUUAUUUUGGCAAUUCUACUUUUCGGAUUGUGUGUUCAUGCAUAGACAGAGAGACAUACCUUACAGGGAGCAUUGAGUUUACUUGAGAAGGCAUAAACCGAUAUGUCUGUAUAUGAUUAACAAGAGCCAAGAUUAUAUACUUGGUUUUGUUCAUUGAGAGAUGGUGUUGCAAGACUAUUCCAACCAAUUACAGAGAAUAAACUGGCCAGUCAGUAUGCUCUAUUUGGAUCAGUGCCAGGAGUCAUCUUCAUGGCUGGAAUAAUGCCCAUGACACUAUUAGUCGUUUUUAGUUACGGCAUGUUCAAAUUCAUUACCUAUGAACCAAAGAAGAUGGAGUUCAAAUAUGCUAAAUUGCCAGUCAAGGAAAUAGAGAAGUCUUAGAACAAACAACAUUAAUAUCCAGCUUUUUGCGUAUUUGGCUUUAUAUGA
Messenger RNA from Paramecium octaurelia, 438 nucleotides. NCBI's taxonomy places the organism in Eukaryota, Ciliophora, Oligohymenophorea, Peniculida, Parameciidae. The record is from the annotation of a GenBank genome assembly.